This is a messenger RNA of Oikopleura dioica, 1092 nucleotides long. Lineage: Eukaryota; Metazoa; Chordata; Appendicularia; Copelata; Oikopleuridae. The record is from the annotation of a GenBank genome assembly.
AUGAAGUUACUCGCCCCGUUAAUAGCAUCAUCAGCAGUAGUACACGCAAAUUUCUGGGAUGGAGUCGAAGAACAGAAUCACAGCACCUGGUAUUCGGAAACAAACGUUGGUUUUUCCUCUGAAAACGACCCGGAAAUGAUCGCAGAAGCGACCCUAGACAGUGAACCCGACGAUUUCCUCUCUACAGCUCUCAUGGCGCGAGGAAAACGACAAAAGAAACCAAAGGGUUACUUGAUUGAUCAAGCCUGGUCGGACUACGAUCUCAAAGCAGAACUUCUUCUUUCACAAAUCUACCCAGGCUACGAAGCUGAUCCAGAUUUCCAAAUGAACAAAGCCGAAAUCCAGGCGGAAGAUGCUCGAAUCUGCAGUGCGGGUGUUGAUCCUGUUAAGGGCCAGCCCGUUAAAUGCUCGACCGACGAGAGAAUGGGAUUGAGUGCGCCGGUGACACCAUUCCAGACCGCACCACGAAAAUUCAGACAGCUGAAGCUGAUGGUAAUCUUCCUCCAGAAAGAGCCCGGAUUCGGAAAAUACUGCUACUACGGAUGCUACUGCUUGCCAGAAGGUGCCCACGAUCUCAGUGGCGGCGGAUAUGGAGAACCUGUCGAUAGAAUUGACAGAACAUGCAAACAAUUCAACCAGUGCUACUCAUGUGCCAAACUUGGAAACGGAAAGCUUGAAGGAACCAGUGAAGAAUGUAUUGGAGAGUACACAAAGUACAGAUUCAAGCUUCUCGAAGAUGAAGAAACUGGCGAAAAGACCAUCCAAUGCCGAAACAAACCCGGAUCGUGCGCACGGCACAUUUGCGAGUGCGACAAACGAAUGGCCGAAGAUUUGUCAAGGUACGAAGACGAGUGGGAUGUUACUUACCACACAGGAAGAAACAAUGGCGAGUGGAAGUACGCUGACAACUGCAGAAAGAAGGGUCUUGGAAGAUACACAAAGCCUGAAACAUGCUGCGGCGAUGAGUUUCCAGACAUGCGACCAAAGCAGGGAGGGAAAGAGUGCUGCGGAAGCCAGCCCUGGGAUCCCUCUCGCCAGUUGGAUCGCCAGUGCUGUCCAGAUGGACGUGUCCGCCCGAACGGAUAUUGCUAA